CACAGAUCUGCGGGGCAGAGCGGGCAGCGGGAGCUCACUGUGGGGAAAUGAAACACGCUGCAGGUCCCGGAGCAGCAGCAGCAGCAGCAGCAGCAGACGAGCCGGGCAGAGCCGAUCACUUCAUCUGUCAGCGGGACAUCACGCACCGUCCGGGAUCAUGUUGUUUCCUCUCCACCUAUUAUCGGCUUAUUGGAUCGCAGCUGAGUGAGAGGGAAAGUCCACACUGGAUCUGAAGCUACGCACUUGUCUUCGCCACCGUGGAUGAGAUCUUUGCAUACUUGAUGUCUGAAUAACUCCUGCGGAUUGUCUGCCUCUUCUCACAUAUUUCGGAUUAUUCCUUUAAUAAGGAGACAUGUUGAUUUUGCUUGUGAUCAGCCUGGCCGUGUUGUCAGACGCAGGUCUGCCGGCGGAGGUGUUUCGAGCAGGUGUGGCCCCUCGCUGUGAGAGCCGGGCCUGCAACCCCCGCAUGGGUAACUUAGCCCUGGGUCGCCGUGUCCUGACGCAGACUGUCUGCGGAAACAACGGCACUGAGCUCUACUGCUCCUACUCUGACCCCAACUCCAACCUGGCCUGCAACGCUGCCAAGUGCGCCAAAUGCAACGCCGGCCUGCCUCUCCUGUCCCACCUGGCUGGAGCCAUGUCCGACUCCUCCUUCCGUCACCCCAACACCUGGUGGCAGUCGGCUGAGGGAGUGGAGUCUGAGACGGUGCAACUGGACCUGGAGGCCGAGUUCUACUUCACACAUCUCAUCGUAGUGUUUCGUUCGCCGAGGCCUGCCGCCAUGACGCUGGAGCGGUCGCAGGAUUUUGGGAGAACGUGGAAGAUGCUGCAGUACUAUGCCAGCAACUGCAGCGCCGCCUUUGGGAUGGAGGAGGGAAAGACAGGCGUGGGUCGGGACGGGGCCACCUGCACCUCCAAAUACUCGGAGGCUUAUCCCUGCAACCGUGGAGAGGUGAUCUACCGCACUCUCCCAAAGUGGGAAUCCUUGGAUCCAUUCGGGGCGGAGGGCCAGCAGCAGCUGAGGGUGACCAACAUCCGAAUCCGACUGCUGAAGCAGCAGCCAUGUCCCUGCCAGGCCAAAGACCUCGCCUCCGCCAACGAAGCUCUUCCCACUCAACACUUCGCCAUCUACGACCUGAUAGUGAAGGGAAGUUGCUUCUGUAACGGACACGCCGAGCAGUGUGUUCCUGCAGCGGGAUACCAGCCCAUCAGAGACCGCACCAACCAUGUGGUCCAUGGGAAGUGUGUGUGCAGACACAACACUGCAGGUGAUCACUGCGAGCGCUGCUCUCCUCUCUACAACGACCGACCCUGGCAGCCCGCUGAUGGACUGACGGGCGCUCCACACGAAUGUCGGAAGUGUAAAUGUAACGGACACGCUCAGAGCUGCCGUUUUGACUGGACGGCAUGGCGUGAGUCUGGCCAGCGCAGCGGAGGCGUGUGUGACUGUCUGCACAACACAGAGGGACGUCAGUGUCAGAAAUGCAAAGCCGGCUUCUACAGAGACCCACAGAGACCACAGACGGCCCCCGACUCCUGCAAACCAUGCAGCUGUCACCCGUUGGGCUCUAUGCCCUUCCACUUGGCCGACGGCUCACUCUGCGACCCGUCCAACGGAAACUGCAUCUGCAAGCCUGGAGUCGGCGGAGCCCACUGUGACAGGUGCAUGGUGGGAUACUGGGGCUUCCAUGAGUAUGGCUGCCGUCCAUGUGACUGUGCAGGAGACUGUGAUCCAUUUACUGGAGACUGUAUGUUUGGCUCUGAUCUGGACCUGUACAACUUAGAGGGAAACUCCAGUGAGCCAGUGAGGAUCUUCAGAGUUGACGAACUCUUCUCUGCCCUCCACUACUCAGAGAAGUGCGAGUGCAAAGAGCAAGCCCUGACCAACAGUAAACUCUUCUGCACCAUGAAUUAUGCAUACGUCCUAAAGGUGAAAGUCCUGUCAGCCCACGAUAAGGGCUCCCACGCCGAGGUCGAGGUCAAAGUUCAGAAGGUGCUCACUCAGAACACCAAGGUGAAGAUACAGCGGGGUCGGGUGACUCUUUACCCCGAGUCCUGGACUGCACGGGGCUGCACCUGCCCCAUCCUCAACCCAGGUGUGGAGUAUCUUGUGGCAGGCCACACGGACCGUAAGCAGAACCGCCUCCUGGUCAACAUGAAGAGCUUUGUCAAGCCGUGGAAAGCCAGCUUGGGGCGCAAAGUCCUCACGUUGCUCAAGAAAGACUGCAACUGGUAGGCGGACUGUUAAAACACUGGAGGACAGACGGACACAUGGACAAUGUUGUGGAUUUUCCCAUCCUCCAGAUGUGGAAUUAUUGAAUUGCACAGGUGUGUGAGCAGGUUUUCAGGGGACGAACUGAGAUGAUGAUGGAAACCCCCUUUAAUACUCUGCUGUUGUCCAAUGAGAGCUGCACCAGCUACAAUUACACAGGACUUUAUUUUAUUAAGACAUAUCACGUCUCGCACAUUCCUUUGUAGGACUUCUUUCGCUGUUGCUGCUGCGACUCAAGGAAUUGAGGAAUUCAGCGCUUUGGCCAAGGGCUUUCUAUUCUGAGUGACUCCCUCUGGACCCACUGUCACACAUUAAAACACAAACAAAAACUGAAUCUGCUCCUCUCUGCAGCACUUUAGCUUAAGAUGGACUGAGGGAAUAUGGACACACAAAGAGAGGAAGAUAUAACACACACACACACUAGAUGACCCCCCCCUGACAUGGACUGUGGGUGGAGCCUGUCCAAUCCCUAUUGCGGUGGACGCACACACAGGCAGCAGUGGGUGUUAGUGUGUGUGUGUGCUGCUUACAUAAUGUGCAAAGCACCCAGAGUGACGCUAAACAAGCCAUACAAGCCACUACAGGUGGAUAAAUCUUAGCCAGUCCAGGUGUGCCUGUGUUGAAAUCAGAGUGAAUGGGUUUUACCCCGAACGUGAAUGUAUUUGCCUGUUUUGCAAAUGUGUGUGUGUGUGUGCAUGUGAGACAGAUAGAGAGAGUGUUUGAAUGCAGAGGUUUAUUAUGAGCACAGUCCAGAUUCAGUCCAGCUCUUAAGCUUUUCUGUAGGUUUGUGUACACUUUCAAAAACAGCCGUUCCAAUGUUUAUGAUACAGCGUCAUGUAUACUGAUUCAUCUCAUAUUACACUUCAUUCAGAAAAUCCUUGUUAUUCCUUCCUUUGUGCUCUUGUACAGUAUUAUUUGUAUAUAUCUAUAUAAAUAUUAUGUUCAUCUUUCUCUGUCUGUUUAAUUGUUUUUGUAUGUGCUAAUAUUAAAGGAUAAUUACAA
This is a messenger RNA of Epinephelus lanceolatus (giant grouper), 3274 nucleotides long. RefSeq names its product netrin 4 (gene ntn4). NCBI's taxonomy places the organism in Eukaryota, Metazoa, Chordata, Actinopteri, Perciformes, Serranidae. Gene Ontology annotation, molecular function: protein binding. Gene Ontology annotation, biological process: animal organ morphogenesis; substrate adhesion-dependent cell spreading; cell migration. Gene Ontology annotation, cellular component: laminin trimer. The record is from RefSeq and is a predicted model, not a curated record.